AUGGAAGCAGAUAACCUUGCUGUUAACACAAUCCGUUGCCUUGCUGCUGAUAUUGUCAGCAAAGCCAACUCUGGCCACCCAGGCGCUCCACUUGGUCUUGCUCCAGCAGCCCACGUCCUUUGGUCUAAAUUCUACAGUUACGAAAAGGACUGGAUCAACCGUGAUCGUUUCGUUCUUGGCCCAGGUCAUGCCUCUGCCCUUAUGUAUUCCUUACUCCACCUUUACCAACGCGAACUCACAAUAGACGAUCUUAAGCAAUUCCGUCAGUUACAUGCCAAGUGCGCUGGCCACCCAGAGCACUACCUCAUCCAUGAUGUUGAGGCAACAACUGGCCCACUUGGACAGGGUAUUGGUUAUGCUAUCGGUAUGGCUGCACUUGAACUUAACCUUGCUGCUCGCUUCAACAAGCCAGACUUCCCAGUCUUCAACCACAAGGUCUUCGCCUUCGUUUCGGAUGGUGAAAUGAUGGAAGGUGUCCAGGCUGAAACAGCCUCAUGGGCAGGCCACCAGAAGCUCGAUAAUCUUAUCGUUCUUUAUGAUGACAACCACAUCACAAUUGAUGGCAACACAAACCUUGCCUUCACAGAAGAUGUUCUUGCCCGCUACCGUGCUUACGGCUGGCACACACUCGUUGUCGAGAAUGCCGACAAGGACCUCGAAGCCAUCGAGAAGGCCAUCAACCAGGCCCUCGAGCUCAAGGGUGCUCCAGUCCUUAUCGAUCUUAAGACAACAAUCGGCUUCGGUUCCGAAGUUGCCAACACACCAAAGGUCCACGGCACACCACUCAACAAGGAUCAGCUCGCCGCCCUCAAGAAGUUCUUCGGCUUCAACCCAGAAGAAUCCUUCGUUGUCCCAGAACAGGUCUACAAGCUCUACGACGGCGUUCGUGAGAAGGCCCACCAGAAGGCUGAAGCAUGGCGUGCCAUGUUCGCUGACUACGCCAAGAAGUACCCAGAAGAGUACGCUCAGCUCGACCAGAUCUUACAUCCAAACUUCACAGUCGAGGAGUUCAAGAAGUUCAUGCCACUCACCGACGAGAAGAAUGUUGCUACACGUGUUGCUUCUGGUGUUAUGCUCAACGCUAUCCUUCCACACUUACCAGGCCUUAUCGGUGGCUCUGCUGACCUUACACCAUCCAACAACACAGCUCUUACAGGCCAGAAGUCCUUCCAGCCAGACUGCCGCGAGGGCCGCUACCUCGAGUUCGGUAUCCGUGAGCACGGUAUGAUCGGCAUCGCCAACGGUAUGCAGUUCUACGGCUUACCAGGCCUUGUCCCAUUCGUCGCCACAUUCUUCACAUUCAUCCAGUACGGCCUCGGCGCUCUCCGUGUCGCUGCUCUCGACAAGCUCCGUAUGCUCCUCAUCAUGACACACGAUUCCAUCGGUCUCGGUGAAGAUGGUCCAACACACCAGAACGUUGAGAACUUCGCCAUGAUCCGCGCUCUUCCAAACACACUCCUCCUCCGCCCAGCCGAUAUCCUCGAGACAUCCGCCUGCUACACAGCUGCCCUCACAGGCCCAGCUCGUCCAGCAGUCUUCGCCCUCUCCCGCCAGAACGCUCCUCCAGUUCCAGGCGUUAACUUCGAUGGCGCUCUCAAGGGUGGCUACAUCGUCAAGGAUGUUCAGGAUCCAAAGCUUAUCUUCGUUGCUACAGGCACAGAGCUCAAGCUCGCUUACGAUGCUGCUGAGAAGCUUGGCCUUCCAGUCCGUGUCGUCUCAAUGCCAUGCACAGAGAUCUUCGAGGAACAGUCCGAGGAGUACAAGAAGUCCGUCCUUCCAGGCAACGUCCCAACAAUUUCCAUCGAAGCCGGCAUCCACCAGGGCUGGGAGAAGUACUCUCAUGUCCACUUCGGUGUCGAGACAUUCGGCCUUUCUGCUCCAGCAGGCAAGGUUUACGACUUCUUCGGCUUAACACCAGAAAAGGUUGCUGAGCGCGCUCAGAAGGUCCUUGAUUAUUACUCAAAGACCCCAGUCCCAGAUCUCUCCGCUAGACCACAGUUCUAA
Trichomonas vaginalis G3 is the source of this 2004-nucleotide messenger RNA. Its product is annotated as transketolase 1-related family. Bases 1 to 2004 code for a protein of 667 amino acids. Gene Ontology annotation, molecular function: transketolase activity. Lineage: Eukaryota; Parabasalia; Trichomonadida; Trichomonadidae. The record is from RefSeq and is a predicted model, not a curated record. The transcript has a single exon. Gene Ontology annotation, biological process: pentose-phosphate shunt. Gene Ontology annotation, cellular component: cytosol.